Colletotrichum chrysophilum is the source of this 993-nucleotide messenger RNA. RefSeq lists its product as uncharacterized. Bases 1 to 993 code for a protein of 330 amino acids. Lineage: Eukaryota; Fungi; Ascomycota; Sordariomycetes; Glomerellales; Glomerellaceae. The record is from RefSeq and is a predicted model, not a curated record. The transcript is spliced from 2 exons.
AUGGCGACCACAGCUACGAAUCCCGCCUCUGUCAAGGUGGACAGCCCUUUCAAGAUCGAGAACCCAGGUGGCGACUGGCGCGACCAGCUCGAAGCCAAGGGCUACUGCGUCGUUAAAGGGGCCAUUCCACCAGAGAAGGCCCGCUAUUAUCAGCAGAAGGCUUUCGAAUGGCUUAAGUCUUUCGACGAGUCUCUCGACAUUGAAGAGCCUUCAACUUGGAAAGACGCCAAGUUUCCCGUCCAGACGGACAAGAACACCUACGAAAACUACAGCGUCGUCCAUGAACGCUUCAUGUGGGAGGCCCGCCAGGAGCCGGGCGUUCUCGACGCAUUUGCCAAGGUCUGGGGGACUGACAAACUGAUCGUCUCAUUCGACUCGCUCAAUAUCACUCUGCCGAAUCUCAAGGAGGCACGCGCCCCCUGGCCCCACGUCGAUCAAGCACCGCGCAAGCGUGGGCUGCACUGCAUCCAGGGAAUAAUCAACUUGAGCCACGCGGGUCCAGAAGACGGUUCUCUAUGUGUCAUGGACGGAUCUGCUGCGCUUGUGGAGGAGUUCUUCGACAAAGAGACAGACCCGGCAACAUGGGAGUGGAGGGACAAUCGCUACUUCGACGACAAGGAUAUGGAAUGGUUCAAGGCACGGGGGGUGCGUCCCGUCAAGGUUGAGGCUGAGCCUGGGGACCUUAUUCUUUGGGACUCGAGGUGCAUUCACUGGGGCGGGGAACCAACAAAGAAGAGCGAUGUAGUUCGGACUGUCAUCUACGCGGCGUAUGCGCCUGCUGAGUUGGCAUCAAAAGAGGCCCUCGAGGAGAAGAGCAAGGUUUUCCAAGUGAACGGGGCGACAACCCACUGGCCUCACGACAACAUCAAACUCAGAGACAUGCAGGCGCGCCUGUCUGAUGGUACCGUCGACCCUCGAAACCGCUCGGAACCUUUGGAGAAGCCUAUCCUGAGUGAUCAACUGCUCAGACUGGCCGGUGUAAAAGCGUACUAG